Molecule: messenger RNA, 974 nt
Organism: Penaeus chinensis
Lineage: Eukaryota; Metazoa; Arthropoda; Malacostraca; Decapoda; Penaeidae
Exons: 2
Coding region: 327-815 (162 amino acids)
Source: RefSeq, a predicted model, not a curated record
GCAUAUAAUAUAAACCAAGCACAACAUCCACAGAACAUGUCAAUUCGCUUUUGGCAAAUGUAUAUAUGAUUUAUAUCAAGAGGAUGAUCAGUAGGUUUAAUGUAUGGUAAUGAUAAAACUGUAUUUUGUAUAUAUAUCUUACACUUGAAAAUGUCAUUGUAGUCACUUUUAUCAGUGGUAUUGUAUCGUAGAUCACAUGUAUAAUUAUUUAUCCGAACUUUAUCAUGAUUUUGCCUUGAAACAUUCUUUCACAUUAUUUUACCCUACCCCCUCUAUCAUUCUUUUUCUGUCCUUCCCCCUCUAAUACUCCUCAUGCACCGUGCCAGAUGCGUCGCGUGCCGGCCGAGGAGUGCUCGUUCAACCCCUGGUGCGGCGCCCUAAUCCACCAGGACACGGCGCCGCCCCUCCUGACCCGCUUGACGGUGCUGUGGACGGCGCUGCUGGUGUCCCUCGUGUUCAUCUGGGCGCCGAGGAUCCUCACCUUCCGCCCGACGAACCCCUGCCUCGUCUGGCUCAGGCGCCAGACACCGCGACACGUGUUGUUGCUGGCAGCUGGGGGCGCUGUCCUCCAGCUGGUGUUGGAGCACCUGAUCCUGCCUGCCCUUCUGCCGCCUACGCGUCUCCUCACCCACACCGUGUCCUUGUCCGCCUUCUGCUUCGCCAGCAUAAUCACCACCGUCGUCCUGAUCGCGCGGCCGACGGGAAAAGAGGCGUAUAAAAACCAUUCUCUCGGGGAACGGACUCCGGCGUCGAUAGGGUCGACCACUGACCCUCAGGGAGUGUUGAGGGACAUUGGUGAAGAUAAACUGCCUUGACUUAGAUUGAUGUUGUUGCAUUGUUUCCAGAAUAUAAUUACUUCAUUUCAGCAUUAAUGUUAUGCCUGGGUUUAUCUUCCAUCAUCUUCACUGCCAUUUAUGUGCAAAACAGGAGCAUAAUAUUUAUAUUUUCAUAAAGCAAUAAACUAAUAAGGCAAU